Melospiza georgiana is the source of this 894-nucleotide messenger RNA. Its product is annotated as basic proline-rich protein-like. NCBI's taxonomy places the organism in Eukaryota, Metazoa, Chordata, Aves, Passeriformes, Passerellidae. The transcript has a single exon. The coding region runs from base 1 to 894 and encodes 297 amino acids. The record is from RefSeq and is a predicted model, not a curated record.
AUGGGGCGGUGGGGCGCGGAGGGGCCGGGGCAGAUGUGGGGCACCGGAAAUGCCGCCGGGGCGCCGCCCGCGUGCCCCGGAUUCGGGUGGCCUGAGCUGGCCCCGGCCGCGGGCAGUGACACCGCAGGUGACACCGCAGCUGCCACCGGCCCGUCCUGUCCCACCGGCCGGGCCGGUGCCAGAGCCUGCCGUGACCCCGCAGGGCCGCCCGGGACGGACCCCUGCAAGGUCCCAGGGAGGGACCCCAACACUCCCCCAGCCCUCCCCCGGGCCACGCUGUGCUGCCCAGCCCGAGCGCGGGGGACACGGCUCUCCCUACGGAUCCCCGUGUCCACAGCCCCCCACACCCUUCACCCCACCGAGACCCCUCCCCACGGACUCGUGUGCCCGCAGCCCCCACUCAGCACGGACACACCGCCCCCGGAGCCGGGAGCAGCUCGGGACGGUGCCGAGCCCCGGCGGCCUCUCAGCGCCUUGCGGACCUCCCCGGGGAAGGAUUGGAGCCCGCGGGCAGGGCAGGACCCCGGACCUUGGGGCAGGAGGACGCCCCCCCACAGGGGAGGACGGGACCCAAAACUCUUGGAAGGGACCCCAAACCCCUGGAUGGGACCAUCGCCCCCCGGGGAAGGACGGGACCCCCACGCCUGGAGCGGGACGGGACCCCCCGUUCACCCUCCCGAUGCCCCCUUACCGCCGCCCGCAGCGCCGCGCGUCACCAGCGUCCCCCGCGGUGGCCGCAGCCGCUGUCCGGCCGGGCCGGUGGCCGCGGGUGACACCGUCCGGCCCCACGUGUCCGGGGCUGACUCACGCGCGGGGCUGAUGCAGCGGCAGGGACGCGACCCCACUUGUGCAACACCCCUGGGGACAGCGGCCGCGGCCCCCGGGAUCGGGUGA